Molecule: messenger RNA, 3036 nt
Organism: Etheostoma spectabile (orangethroat darter)
Lineage: Eukaryota; Metazoa; Chordata; Actinopteri; Perciformes; Percidae
Gene: trmt2a
Product: tRNA methyltransferase 2 homolog A
Exons: 12
Coding region: 165-1994 (609 amino acids)
Biological process (GO): RNA processing
Molecular function (GO): RNA methyltransferase activity; RNA binding
Source: RefSeq, a predicted model, not a curated record
UAAUUUCACAUGAUAAAGAUGGACCCGACGCUCGAGCCCGUAAAGAACGACUGUCUCUUUAAAUGAGUUCAAAGUUCACCGCUGCACGUGGUGAAAUCAACAUGGCAGCGCCCUGCGCAUUUAAGAAGUGGAACUGAAAGUAUACUAAAAGCAUCAACAGAGUGAUGGCAGCCGUAAGUGGCAGCCCAGUGGCUGAAGCAUCACCCUCAAAGGAGGAGAAGCCCGAGGAGCCUCCGCUGGACUCAGACAACGAUGAUGGUGUAAAGCCGGAUGUAGAAGCUGAAGGGGGGAACGAGGCAGUCUCUGACCCCAGCAUGUACCGCUACAUCAAAGAGGACCUCUUCACGUCUGAGAUCUACAAAGUGGAGAUCAGGAAUCUACCCAAGUUCACCGGCUUUAACGACCUGAAGAAGUUCCUGGCCAAACACAGCCUCAACCCACACAAGAUCAAGUUGUUUGGCAAGCAGACGUUUGCUUUUGUCACCUUUAAGAAUGAGGAGGAGCGUGACAAGGCCAUGAAGAUGGUGCACGGCAUGCAGUGGAAGGGCCAGGUGCUGAGCGUCAGGCUGGCCAAACCCAAAGCAGACCCCAUCCAGAGGAAGAGGAAGCAGCAGGAGGGAGAGGGCGCAGGAGGGCAGCCUCCAUCCAAGAGAACCGAGGGGGAUGAGACAGAGGAGGCGCUCAGUGUCCAGAUAGCCAACGUGGUGACUCCUCUGUGGAAUGUGCCUUAUGAGGAGCAGCUGAGGAGGAAGGAGCAGGAGGUGGAGGGGGUUCUGCAGAGGCUGGCCAAAGAGAUUGGCGGCACCAACAAAGCCAUGUUGCCAUGGCUGUUUGCGCAGAAAGGGAAAUACAACAAAAUGUGUUGUUCUCUGGAACCCAUCAGACCAUCUCCUACACAGACAGAGUACAGAAACAAGUGUGAGUUCCUCAUAUCAGUGGGUGCGGACGGCGAGGAUAAGACCAUCGGUUUCCGCCUGGGGAAAUAUAAAGGCGGCUCCUGUGCUGUGGUGGGGCCGGCGGACACGUGCCAUGUCUCAACCGAGGCUAAGAAAGUGGUCAGCGAGUUUCAGAAGUUCAUCAGGACAACAUCAUACUCUGUGUACAGUCCUGAAACAUAUGAAGGACACUGGAAGCAGCUGACUGUAAGGACUACGAGGACCAAACAAGCCAUGGCUGUAGCGUUCUUCAACCCACAGAAACUUGGAGAAGAGGAAGUGGCUGCAUUAAAGACCUCCAUGAAGAAGUACUUCACAGAAGGAGAGGGGAAAGACAGCGGCGUAACCUCUCUUUACUUCGUUAGAGAGGGUCAAAGGACGUCUCCUAACCUGGAGGACUUGCCCUGUGAGCUGGUGGCUGGAGAAGGCAGCAUUCAUGAGGAGCUUCUGGGUCUAAAGUUCAGAAUAUCUCCUCACUCCUUCUUCCAGGUGAAUACAGGAGCUGCAGAGGUGCUGUACUCUGCUGUGGGGGAAUGGGCCCAGCUGGAUGAGGACAGCACAGUGCUGGAUGUGUGCUGUGGGACCGGAACCAUCGGCAUCUCUCUGGCUAAGAGGGUAAAGAAGGUGAUUGGGAUCGAACUGUGCCAGGAAGCUGUGGAGGAUGCCAAAGUUAACGCAAAGCUCAAUGGUCUGAGUAAUGUUGAGUUUCACUGUGGAAAAGCGGAGGAUGUGUUCCCCAACAUUCUCAAUGCUCUCGUGUCCCCCAACCUCACAGCCAUUGUGGAUCCGCCGAGGGCAGGCCUACAUUCCAAGGUGAUCCUGGCCAUCAGGAGGGCAGAGCAUCUGAAGAGGCUGGUUUAUGUGGCAUGCAAUGCUAAGGCAGCCAUGAACAACUUCAUUGAUCUGUGCAGAGCGCCAUCCAACAGAGUUCACGGGGCCCCGUUCCGUCCGGUGCGAGCCAUGGCCGUGGAUCUGUUCCCUCAGACCAUGCAUGUUGAGAUGCUUCUGCUGCUGGAGAGGGUGGACUACGACUCCCAGCAGCAGACCAGCAAGCAAUGAGGAAGAGACGAGCUGGAUUUGAAACCGCCUGCGACAGUACAUACUACCGAUGAGCGCAACAUGUACUGCAAAGUCUCUCGUCGGGAGAAUACAGGGUGAAACGGUUACAUCCAUUUAUUUUUCAGUAUGCUAGGUCAGGCUUAGCUGUUUUUUGAAAACAGAAGGAAACACACGUGUUGUGUCACUUUGCAUUGUGGGACACAGAUGAGAUGGAUUGGUCCAACAUUUUGGUCCAACACACUGAAUGCUAAAUUUUGGCCCAAUCAGUACGUACUGCAGUUAUAGUACUUAUUAAAUGCACCCUGGGCUUUCCCUACUACACACACACACACACAACCCAACACACACCCCCCACAGCAGCCACACAACACAACAUCACACCACACACACAUACACACACACCACCACAAGCAACACACAUCACACACAUACUCCAAUGUAGCCAUUUGAUUCCCCCUUUGGUCAUCCUGUGCUUGAUGUUUGUUGGAAGGCCUUGUUCAUUACUUCAAAGGGUCAGUUCAACCCAAAUAUUGAUUUACUAUCUCGACGUCCUUAUCUUGAUAUGAAUAUUAACUUCAGUUCAAUUUGAUGAAUAAGUUAGUGUUACCAAUUGAGUUUUUGCUAUAACGAGCUAAUGACAUCCUUGCACUUAUGCUUUAGUUUGAGAACUUCUGUCAGCUGUGUUCACUCAAAAGUGGGUUACUUUAUGAGCCAUGUCUUAAAGCUAUUUAGAUUUAAACUUUAGUCUUUGGUUUCCUGAAACUGAUACCUUGUUAAACUGUGGGUACUAUGGAAUAGUUAACCUGAGUGUUUCAUCAUUGUGUGACUGAAUAAAACCAAACCCUUCUAGUCAUUAGUCAAGACGUUUUAUUUUGCAUAACAAAUAUCACUGAAGCAAUAGAGCUCAGGUUGCAAUACAUCAUUUUCUAGGCAGCAACAUCUCAAAACAAUUCAUUGGUACAGCUCAACAGCAACACGUGUCAAAGCAGUUAUUUUUUUCUUCUCACGCACACACUUGGCAAGACAAAUGCACAGAGGGGGG